UAAUUUCUUGUAGCUUUUAAUUUACUGUUUAAAAGAAAUAAUUAGUGAUUUGAUAAACAUUGUGGCUAUAUUUCUCCAAUUUUAAUGCCUAUUUGUAAACAUAAUUGAAUCUUGGGAGUAAUCUGAGGACGCCAAAUCCAAUUAGGAAGAAUUAUGCCUGUUCUUAAUUCAGUUUAAGGUUAACUAACUGUAGAUUGGCCUACCCUAUUUACAUAACCAUAAUUUUCAUAAUUUCUCCAGCAUAUAAAUGCUAAUGGAUAAGUUUAGUUGUCAAGCUCUCCUUCAACUGUUUCUAAAUUAUGUUUAUCAGGCUCCAUUUCCAUAUUAGCACAGCGACCAAGAGCAAGAGUGAAAUUAGGCUUAAAGGAUUCAACCAAAAGCAGCAAGCCAGUAGAUGUAAAAGUUGGAAUGGAUGGUGGUAAAGAUGAGGUAAACAAAGUGGGUUCAGGAAAUGCAGUGCAACUGUCAGCUGGCAUCACACCUCCCCCACCCACUCAGAUCAACAAACUCAAGUUUGGCCCUCCCUACAUAAAAAAGGAUAAGAGGCAAAACUCAUCAAGGUUCAAUAUAAGCAAAAAUAGGGAACUUCAAAAGCUCCCCAUUCUGAAAGAUGCAUCUUCUGCAGACAGAGAAGAGCUGUUUGUUCAGAAGAUUCGGCAAUGCUGUGUCUUGUUUGACUUUGUGUCAGACCCUUUGUCAGAUCUUAAAUGGAAGGAGGUGAAACGUGCUGCACUCCAUGAGAUGGUCGAGUAUGUCACUACUCAGAGAGGUGUCAUUACUGAGGCCAUCUACCCUGAGGCAGUCAACAUGUUUGCUGUAAAUCUUUUCCGCACUUUGCCUCCUUCAAGCAAUCCGAAUGGAGCAGAAUUUGAUCCUGAAGAAGAUGAACCUACAUUAGAAGCUGCUUGGCCACAUUUACAACUAGUGUACGAGUUUUUCUUAAGGUUCUUGGAGUCUCCUGAUUUUCAACCUAAUGCUGCAAAGAGGUAUAUUGAUCAAAAGUUUGUUCUACAGCUUCUUGAACUAUUUGAUUCAGAAGAUCCUAGAGAAAGAGAUUUUCUGAAAACAACGCUACAUAGAAUCUAUGGAAAGUUUUUGGGCCUUAGAGCUUACAUCCGUAAACAAAUCAAUAAUAUUUUUUACAGUUUUAUAUAUGAAACAGAACACCACAACGGAAUUGCAGAACUAUUAGAAAUAUUAGGAAGCAUCAUCAACGGGUUUGCGCUUCCAUUGAAAGACGAACACAAGGUGUUCUUGCUGAAAGUUCUUCUACCUCUACACAAGGUCAAGUCCCUCAGUGUGUACCAUCCUCAGCUAGCCUACUGUGUUGUGCAGUUUCUUGAGAAAGACCCAUCUCUUACUGAGCCCGUCAUCAAGUGCCUACUCAAGUUUUGGCCCAAGACUCACUCACCUAAGGAAGUAAUGUUUUUAAACGAAUUGGAAGAAAUUCUCGAUGUCAUUGAACCAGCGGAAUUUCAGAAAGUAAUGGAGCCUCUUUUUACCCAACUGGCUAAGUGUGUCUCAAGUCCACACUUUCAAGUUGCUGAGAGAGCUCUCUACUAUUGGAACAACGAGUACAUCAUGUCCCUCAUCAGUGACAAUGCUGCUGUUAUACUGCCUAUCAUGUUCCCAUCUCUGUACAGAAACUCCAAGUCUCACUGGAACAAAACUAUUCAUGGAUUAAUAUACAAUGCAUUGAAACUGUUCAUGGAAAUGAAUCAGAAACUUUUCGAUGAAUGUACUCAACAGUACAAACAAGAAAGGCAAAAAGAGAAAGAGAGACAGAGGGAGAGGGAGGAUAUGUGGGGCAGAGUUGAACACUUGGCCAUGUCCAACCCUGGCUACCAACUACCUCCUAAGCAACAGUAUCUGUACAACAACAACAGCAACAUAGUCACAUCACCUCCCGGCGGAGAUGACGAUCCUGACAUCUCCUACGAGAAACUGGAACAGGAAGCAAGAGAGGUGAGGAAAGCAAGGAACAAGGAGAAGCCGUUGCUGAGACGCAAGUCAGAGUUGCCCCAUGACAACUACACAGUCAGAGCUCUCAGUGACCACAAGCGGGCCGAUGAGUUUCUGCCCACCCCUCCGGACGUCAACAAGUGCUAGCCUACGUCAAACUACCAACAUAUUUCCAUUACUCUUAUAAUUUGUUCUUUAAACACGGUUUGAAGUAACUCCCUUUGUUUCAUUUUAUGUGAUAUUCAUUCUAUCGUUACGCCAGCUUUAUUUAGAGAAAAAAAUACCAGUAAAUUUUGAGCAUUUAACUAAUUGAUUUUUAGUAGAAUCUAUAUAAAUAUAUUAAAUUAGUAUUAAAUUGUGUCAGUUAAUCAGUUUAUACAGGUUUUAUGAUAUUGUUAUAUUUUAUGCUAUGUUAUGUGUUGUUGUUAUUAAAAAGAUCCAAUACAAUACUUAUUAAAACCCCUAAUAUGUUAACUGUUUAAAUGUUUUCUUAAGAAUUAAGGCAGUAUUUUAUAAAGUCUGCAUAUUUUUAGUUAUAUUUAUUCUGCUAUUACAAAUAUACACAGUAUACAUAGAAAUAUUUUUUCAAGUCCUUCUUUGUAGUUUUAAUUUUAAAACAUCCAUAACCAACAUGUUGAUUUUAUUUUAUUAUUUUAUUUUUAUAUGAUAUACAUAUUUUUAAGCUACUCUAACCAAAAUUGUCUAUAGACACAUUAAGAGAACGUUAUUCGUCAAGUUGAUAGAUUGUAGUGUGCACUGCUGAAGUUAUCUGUUGAAGUAGGAAAUCAUGCCUUUUCACUUUGACUACACCAAAUACCUGUAUAUUCUGUAGUAAAACUUGAUAUUGUUUUGGAAAAAAUAAAUAUUGAUUUAAUGAGUUAGCACUAGGGAUGGGUGAGACAUGAUUUUAAAUUCUAUACAGGAUUGAAAUUGCAUUUUUAUUACCUUCUAAUAUUCUAGAAAUGUUUAUUGACAAUUUGUUUGUUUGUCUAUCUUGUGUGUUAAAUUUGUUAAAUUUAUCUUGUAAAGAAAAAUGUAAAUGAAACCUACAAAAUUUAUAUGAUUUAGAACAUUUAUUAUUUAAAUAAAAGGGAAAAUUACAUGGUUUUUUAAAUAAGUAAAUGCACCUGAGCUUGAAAGUAAUUUGAAAUAUAUAAGAAUAAACCUAUUAAAGAGCACUAAAAGAAGCCAAUAAGAAACCAAACAUGUGCAGAUUACCCCGAGUGAUAUUUUUCUAUAAAAAAAGAUUUGUAUAUCUUCCAAAAAUGUUAAAAUAUUUUUAAGUUAUGUAUCCAUCCAAGUGUUAAACUUAUUUUGCAUUUUCAUAAAAGAUAAUGGUUAGUUAAAUAACAUCUUUUGAUAAGUUGUAAAGCUGAUACUUUUAUUGUUAACAUUCAUAAUGGAAGUCUUGUGUCAGCACCUCUUACAGCUUCAACAAUCUAAAAAGCAAGUGUGAUAUGGUCACAUAUAACCAACUGAGAGUUUAUUUAUGACAGUGACAUAAUUGACUAUACACGGCUACAUAUCAUAAAUUUUCCGUGAUAGCCCAAAUGUGUUAUCCAUUCUCAACAAUCACGAUAAUUUUGCAAUAUUCCUAUCUUUAAAUGCUUAAAAUAAUUUAAAUCUUACCUGAAAACCCCAAUGGUGAAUAUCUCCUGAAAAAUCUUGAACUUUGGGUCUUGCACAUCCCUAGUUACCAUCUUUGUAAAAAUGUUGGAUCUAUGUUUGCCUGACUCGCUGUAGCUUCCGUCACUGGUAACUUUAUACUUCCGUAUAUUAAGAAAAUAUACGAAACUAUUCACUUUACGAAGAGUCACAAAGCUAUAUAGUCUCUAAAUAAUAUAAAUAGCUGUAUAUUUAUAUAAUAUUAGUAUUGCCAUUAUAAUGUAUAUAAAUAAACUCAAUUCCUGUCUGUAAAUAAGUAGCUUUUUAGAAGAUUAUUGUUCUGGUGCAACAUGUAUGCUUAUUGGUAGCGUGCCAAUUAUUUUGGUUUUAAAGUAAAGCUAACUUAAAUUUAGGCAGAUGGAAAAAAAAUUUUAUACAAAACGUCUGAGUGCCCAUUAAAUCAACAAUGAAACUAGGUUUGUAUACUUAAAAAAUGUUUUAUGAGUGUGGGGGACCAAAUUGAAAAUAAUGGAUGGUACUUAUUAUGCCAUAGUUUCUAAUUAUUUCCCAUAGAGUGAGAAUUAUUGAAUAUUUGAUGGAAUUGUUGUCUAAGUUACACAUAACAGUAAUAACAACCUUCCCAGUAAUAAGCUCACUCCUGUCCUAAAAAGGCAAUGCAUUCAUUCACAAGCAUUUAACGCCAAAUAAAAUAGCUUAACUGCCUGUGAUUGCUUCUUUUAAAAUUAUAAUGUACUUUUUUUAAAUUAUUUGGUAGAUUAUAUUAGAAAUUUUAUUUAUGACUUCUUAUCAUAAAUGGUCAAGUCUUUGACACUAAUUUUAACUUGAUUAGAAGGUUUUUUAUAGUUAAAUAACUUCUUUAUCAGCAUCUUAUGUGUUAAAAAACUACCUGAAAUUACAAAAAUAUGUCAAAUAACACUGUAAUAAUAUAUUUACACUUAUAUUGUUUAUUCACAAGACGUAACAUACUAACGUAAUAAACAUUUCAUACUCAUCUAUUGUUUACCGGCCAUCCUCACCUGUUUUAAAUUAACACCAUCUUCCAUUGCAGCUGACAGUGUUAAGAUGACAAAGGAACUGGUUAUUUGGCCAGAUAAAAUAAUGUAUGUUUGCAAGCAUCUGGUUCCAGUAAAAUACCAGCAGAUUUGUUAAACGACCAUCCAAAAUUAUUGGUGUGUCUGCCAGCAAAUAGCCUUAAACCUUUAGUCAAUGCUUAAACUUAAGGAAUGAGAGGAUAUAUUCAUUUUUGUAGACUCCUGUCUUGCAGUUAAACACACUAACACCAUCUCACUACUUGAAGCCUGCAACGUGGUUAAGUAAAAACGUUCAACUUGAGUUUGAGCCAGUGGAAGAGUGUAAUUUAUUUUGGUCCCUUUACUCCAUGUAAUACCUUUUUCGUACUAAGUAAUUUUUUAGUUAAAACAUUAAACUUUCUAUAAACACUUGUUCCAUUGUAAAAAGAAUUCCAACUACUUGUAAUACACUACUCAUAAUAUGUUUUUUCUGUUCGGAAAAAGAAAUAAGACUACGUCUUCUACAUAUAUAAAUAUAUAUUUUUAUUGAUAAUUGUCAGUUGAUAAGUUCUUGAUAAUUUGUUUCAGGAUAAUGUAAUAUGUACACUUGCAUUUGUCCGGCCUUUUAACCACUGAUUUGCAUGUUACAGCAAUUUUUUAAAAUUUAUAAACAGAAAAACAAGCAGCAAAAUUGUUAAAUGUAUAUAGGUAAUUUUAAGACAUGUGUGCUAAGUAUAAAAUUAAACUACCAAAACAACGCUAACUUUUAACAGUGGGCAUAAUAAUUUAACAGUUUUAGUUCUUAGAACUUGUUCAGUUGUUGGCUGCAUUUCUAAUAAGAGUGUCAUUUUAAAAGUGCAAUGCUGUUGUGACAAUUGUGUUUGAGAAUUUGCACUUCCAAAGUACAUGAGCACAGGCAGGCCUGUGUACAGGAUUAGCUGUUAAUCCUCUAAUGUACUUUGUGUCUAGGUUAUGUUGUAUAUCUAGGAAAAAUCUGUGAUUUCCACGUAGGCCUAGAAUUCUCAAAUUUUAUUCAAAACUUAACUUUACUGUCUAAUCAAACAUCUUGGGGAAAUAGUUUAUAAAUAUUUUUAAUGAUGUGAUGAUUUUAGUAACCUUUUUGUAUAGAGUCCAGGAUAUUCAGCAAGUGUGUAAUGCAAUGCGUUUAUUUAAUCAACUAACUCUAGUUUGUAAAAUAAAUACAAUUUAUUUUUGUGAAUUUCAAAAUGUUGACCACUAUUGUAAUAGCUAUUGUCUUUAAAUAUAUAAUAAUGGU
This is a messenger RNA of Macrosteles quadrilineatus (aster leafhopper), 5874 nucleotides long. RefSeq names its product serine/threonine-protein phosphatase 2A 56 kDa regulatory subunit gamma isoform-like. Gene Ontology annotation, molecular function: protein phosphatase activator activity. Bases 409 to 2109 code for a protein of 566 amino acids. The transcript is spliced from 14 exons. NCBI's taxonomy places the organism in Eukaryota, Metazoa, Arthropoda, Insecta, Hemiptera, Cicadellidae. Gene Ontology annotation, biological process: protein dephosphorylation; signal transduction. The record is from RefSeq and is a predicted model, not a curated record. Gene Ontology annotation, cellular component: protein phosphatase type 2A complex; cytosol; nucleus.